Messenger RNA from Ctenocephalides felis (cat flea), 1625 nucleotides. RefSeq names its product queuine tRNA-ribosyltransferase catalytic subunit-like. The transcript is spliced from 9 exons. Gene Ontology annotation, molecular function: tRNA-guanosine(34) queuine transglycosylase activity. The record is from RefSeq and is a predicted model, not a curated record. Bases 35 to 1225 code for a protein of 396 amino acids. Lineage: Eukaryota; Metazoa; Arthropoda; Insecta; Siphonaptera; Pulicidae. Gene Ontology annotation, cellular component: cytosol.
ACAUGCUUUAAGAGCCGGUGCAAAAAUUGCAAAAAUGUCGGAACUUAAUGAAACGAAGUCCCCUUUAACAUAUAAAGUUCUGCACAAAUGUGAAGUCUCCAAUGCUAGAGUAGGAUUAAUGAGUUUAUUGCAUCAUGAUGUUGAUACACCAGUAUUUAUGCCGGUUGGAACUCAGGGAACUCUCAAAGGAUUGUUGCCAGAUCAACUUGUAAAUUUAAAUUGUCAAAUAUUACUGGGAAAUACAUAUCAUUUAGGAAUGAGGCCUGGCCCCGAAACACUGAGUAAAGCUGGUGGUUUGCAUAAAUUUAUGGGCUGGGAUAGAGCAAUUCUCACAGACUCUGGUGGCUUCCAAAUGGUAUCAUUAUUGCAAUUAGCUGAGAUUAAUGAGAAGGGUGUGAAGUUUCAAUCGCCAUUUGACGGAUCUGAAUGUAUGCUUACUCCAGAGCAUUCCAUUUUUAUACAAAAUGCUAUAGGUGCAGAUAUAAUAAUGCAGUUAGAUGACGUUGUUAAGACAACUGUAACAGGUCCAAGAGUAGAAGAAGCCAUGUAUCGUACUACAAGAUGGCUUGAUCGUUGCAUUCAGGCUCACGCUAGAAAUGAUGAGCAAAGUAUUUUUCCAAUUGUUCAAGGUGGAUUAGAUACAGAUCUCAGAGAAAAGAGCGCAACUCAACUAGUUGAACGAAAUACAAGAGGAAUUGCAAUAGGAGGUUUGAGUGGUGGAGAAAGUAAAAAUGACUUUUGGAAAGUUGUAUUGAAAAGCAUUAAUCACUUACCUGACGAUAAACCUAGGUAUCUAAUGGGUGUUGGCUUUGCAGCCGAUAUAGUUGUUUGUGUUGCCUUAGGAGUUGACAUGUUCGAUUGUGUUUUUCCAACUCGAACAGCUAGAUUUGGAUGCGCAUUAAUUCGCGCAGGUCAAUUGAACUUGAAACAGAAAAAAUUUUCCAAAGAUUUUGAACCCAUAGAUAAGAGUUGUGUGUGUUCGACUUGUAAGAACUACACCCGAGCGUACCUUCAUAAUAUUGUUACUGUGGAGACUGUUGCUUGCCAUUUGUUAACAAUUCACAAUGUUGCUUUUCAGCUGCAGUUAAUGAGAGAUAUUAGAGAAAGUAUUAAAAAAAAUGAGUUUACAAAAUUUGUUCAAGAUUUUAUGAAAGAGCAUUUUCAUGAUAGAGAAUAUCCAGAGUGGAUAGUUGACUCUUUGAAGGCUGUUAAUAUUAAUUUGUAACAACCAAAAGUAAAAUGAAGAUUUGUACUAGUAAGUAUUAGCAAGCGCCUAAGCCGUGUCCACGAAAGAGAGAAAAGUACUGACUAUCAAACUGAGUUUCAACUUUCGGAAUAGGGUAAGAAACUGUUUUGUUUGGAGCAUAGCUCUGUACAGAUCUAAGAUAUUGACUCUAAGAAAGGCCAACAGAAACUACCUGGGUAGUUUUGAUAUGUGGUUCUGGGGAGGAAUGGAAAAGAUAAAAUGAACAGACAAGAACAGAAGCCGAGAAGAGUGGGCAAGGAAAUAACUCUAUUGAGAACUAUCAUGAGAAGGAAUGUAAAAAAUGGGUUGCACCCAUUCUGUAUAGUAGAAGAAUCGAAAGGAAUAGGAAGAAAAGAAAUGCAAGAUAAAAAAAUACAGA